Molecule: messenger RNA, 1323 nt
Organism: Lodderomyces pseudojiufengensis
Lineage: Eukaryota; Fungi; Ascomycota; Pichiomycetes; Serinales; Debaryomycetaceae
Exons: 1
Coding region: 1-1323 (440 amino acids)
Molecular function (GO): hydrolase activity, acting on carbon-nitrogen (but not peptide) bonds, in linear amidines
Source: RefSeq, a predicted model, not a curated record
AUGACUGCAGAUAUAGAUUUUAAUUUUAUAAAAACUACCAAAGGUAGAUUAAUACAAACAAUUCAUGAUACAGCUAAAUGGGGAGCAAAAGGAAUAUGGGGACCAGAAUCAACUCAAACUGGAGUUUGUAGAUUAGCAUUAUCUGAUUUAGAUAAAUCAGUACGUGAUUGGUUUGUUGAAGAAAUGAAAUCACUAGGUUGUUCAAUUAAAAUAGAUCAAGUUGGAAAUAUUUUUGCAAUAUAUCCUGGAAAAAAUAAUAACGUUAAGCCAACUGGUGUUGGAUCACAUUUAGAUACUCAACCUAGUGGAGGUAGAUAUGAUGGAAUUUUAGGAGUUUUAAGUGCUGUUGAAAUUAUAAGAACUUUAAAAGAUAAUGAAUAUGUACCUAAUUUUCCCAUAGCAGUUAUAAAUUGGACAAAUGAAGAAGGAGCUAGAUUCCCUAUAAGUAUGGUUGCUUCAGGAGUAUGGGCAGAAAAAAUUUCCUUGGAUACUUGUUUAAAUUUAGAAUCAAUUGAUGAUGAAAAACCUAAAAAAUUUGGUGAUGAAUUAAAAAGAAUUGGAUAUAAUGGUGACACCAAAGCUUCGUUCAAGGAAAAUCCUCUAGCUUGUCAUUUUGAAAUUCAUAUUGAACAAGGACCAAUUUUGGAAAAUGAAAAUAAAAAAAUUGGUAUAGUUAUUGGAGCUCAAGCUUUUGAAUGGAAUUUAGUAACUGUUACAGGAAGAGCUUCUCACGCAGGUACAACACCAAUGAAUACAAGAUCUGAUGCUAUGUUAUGUGCUUCAAAAAUUAUAAUUAUGGCUAUCGAAACUGCUGAAAAAUAUGGUGGUUUAGCAACUGUUGGAACCCUCAGUUUAGAACCACUGUCAGUAAAUGUUAUACCAAAUAUUGUUAAAUUUUCAUUAGAUGUAAGACAUAUUGAAGAUGAAAAAUUAGAUGCAAUAAUGUAUGAAAUUAAAUCAAAAGCUAAUGAGUUAGGUGAAAAGGGAAUAGAAUCAAAAUUUUCAAAACCAUUAUCUGUUGAUUUUCAAAAUUUAACAACUUCAAAAGCUAUUAAAUUUAAUGAAAAUAAUAUUAAAACAGUUAAAAAAGCUGCAUUAUCAUUAUUUGAUUCUAGCGAGAUUAAAGAAAUUACAAGUGGUGCAGGUCAUGAUUCUUGUUAUACAAGUAAACAAGUUCCAACAUCAAUGAUUUUUAUACCUUCAAAAGAUGGAUUAUCUCAUACACCUGAAGAAUAUUCAAGUCCAGAAGAUGUUGAAAAUGGAUUUCAAGUGUUGUUGAGGACAAUAUUGUUAUAUGAUAAAUGGAGAGCAGAUUAUGAAUAA